Brassica rapa (field mustard) is the source of this 474-nucleotide messenger RNA. RefSeq lists its product as uncharacterized. The record is from RefSeq and is a predicted model, not a curated record. NCBI's taxonomy places the organism in Eukaryota, Viridiplantae, Streptophyta, Magnoliopsida, Brassicales, Brassicaceae.
UCUCUCUCUCAUUCAUAUUUUCAAAUUAGUAUCAACAAAAAAAAAAAAAGAAUGGCAAAAGCUAUGGAGUUCUGGGUGGGAGAGAUGAAAAAGAUGGGUGAGAAGAUAAACCGUAGUAGAAACCCAUUGAUGCAAAAGAAGAAGAGUACAUCUUCUGUUGUGUCUGAACAACAGCAAGGAGUAGAAGAAAGAAGGCUUACACAAAAGGUAAGAGAGAAAGAUGAAGCUGCAACCAUGUCUGAGAUCACUGUGUGUCUUCUCAUGGACCGUUUUGUUCCAUGGUGAUACUCCAAUUAUUUUGAGAUGGUGAUGAUGUGUAUUAUACAUAUCGAGAUUUACAUGUAUAUCUUUGUCUAUAGAAGUUGUCAUGUUCUUACAUUUCCUUGUAAAUUUAUGAAAGCGAUGUGUGUUCAAGAGCAAUCAUCUAUUUUGUAUAUCUGUUCAAUCAAGAAUGUUCAAUUAUUAGACCAGGAA